GGGACCUGGAGGCAGGACGCCGUGUCUCCAGGCCGCACUGGCGCUCUCGGCUGGUGCAGGGCGAGCUGGCGGGAGGCCUCUGCUCAGGUGAGGACGCUGAAGCCUGAGAGGGGAGGAGUAACCGCCCCAGGAGGAGCCAGGAUUCGGGUCCAGGCCCCGCUGCACUGGCUCUCAGGCAGUCCGCUGCACCAGGGCUGGAGCGCGGCGCUCUCGGGUAGAGCCCUUGGAAUGAGGAGCCAGGCAGAGGCGGCCAUGGGCAUCGCCCUUCUGACAGCCAUGGCCCCGGAUGCAGUGACUUUCCCAGAUGUGGCCAUAGACUUCUCCCAGGACGAGUGGGAGUGUCUGAAUCCUGCUCAGAGGACUCUGUACAAGAAGGUGAUGUGGGAGAACUACCGGACCCUGGUUUCCGUGGGUCUUUGCAUGUCUAAGCCAGCGGUGAUCUCCCUGUUGGAGCAAGGCAGAGAGCCCUGGGUGCCGGAUGGCGAGAUGGCAGGAGGCCUGUGCCCAGACUUGGAGUGUGUGUGGAUGACCAAAGAAUUAUCUCCAACCCAGGACAUUGAUGAAGAAAAAUUAUCCCAGGUAACGAUAACGGGAAGACUUACAAGCUGUGAUAAGUUGGAGUGUUCCACGUUAGGGGAAAAGUGGAGAGGUGAAGACCUGUUUGAGAGGGACCUGGUACGUCAGCAGCCACAGUUUAGGCAAGAGACGGUCAAUCCACAAGUUGCACUCAUUGAGAAAAAGGAACACUCUAGCAAAUCUGGGACAGGUUUUCAUCUGAAUACAUUUUCUUACGUAAAACACAUAUUUCCCAUUGAAGAGAGAAUAUACAACUUUGACACCGAUAAGGAGAGCUUAAAAACGCAUGCCUUUGUUAAAAAACACAAGCAAGUCUGUGGAGAAAAGAAACUUCUGAAAUGCAAAGACUGUGAGAAAACUUUCAGCAAAAUCUCAACCCUUACGCUUCAUCAAAGAAUCCACACCGGAGAGAAACCCUAUGAAUGCAUUGCGUGUGGAAAAGCCUUCAGCCAGAGUGCCCACCUAGCCCAGCAUCAGAGAACACACACGGGAGAAAAACCCUUUGAGUGCGCCGAGUACGGGAAAGCCUUCAGCCAGAACGCCCAUCUCAGUCAGCAUCAGAGAGUCCACACUGGAGAGAAGCCGUACCGGUGCCAGCGGUGCGCCAAAGCCUUCAGCCAGCUGGCACACCUCGCUCAGCAUCAGAGGGUCCACACGGGAGAGAAACCCUACGAGUGCACCGAGUGCGGGAAGGCUUUCAGCCAUGGCUCCUCCCUGACGGUGCAUCAGAGAACUCACACGGGGGAGAAACCGUAUGCGUGCGCGCUCUGCGAGAGAGCCUUCAGCCACCGCGGCUCUCUCACGCUCCAUCGGAGAGUUCACACCGGGGAGAAGCCCUACGAGUGUAAGGAAUGCGGGCAGGCCUUCAGCCAGAACGCACACCUCGCCCAGCAUCGGAAGACGCACACCGGAGAGAAGCCUUAUGAGUGUGAGGAGUGCGGCCGGGCCUUCAGCCAAGUCGCCCACCUGGCCCAGCACCGGCGGGUUCACACGGGCGAGAAGCCUUACGCAUGUGCGGCGUGCGGGAAGGCCUUCAGCGAUGGCUCCUACCUGGUCCAGCACCAGAGACUCCACACGGGGAAAAGGCCGUAUGAAUGCCUCGAAUGUGGGAAGGCGUUCAGGCUUAGGGCGUACCUCAUUAGUCACCACAGGCGUCACACAGGGGAGAAGCCCUAUGACUGUAAGGUGUGCGGGAAAGCCUUCAGCCACCGUAAGUCCCUUACUCUGCACCAAAGGGUUCAUACGGGAGAGAAGCCGUACGAGUGUCAGGAAUGUAGCAAAGCCUUCCGGCAGAGUGUGCAUCUCGCACAUCACCAGCGAAUUCAUACCGGAGAAGAAACUGGGAGCACUGUGUUCCUUGUUCUACAGGAGGUGGGCGAGGGUUCUCCAGCCUGUGUGGAGGGUUAG
Molecule: messenger RNA, 1983 nt
Organism: Eptesicus fuscus (big brown bat)
Lineage: Eukaryota; Metazoa; Chordata; Mammalia; Chiroptera; Vespertilionidae
Product: zinc finger protein 470-like
Exons: 11
Coding region: 229-1983 (584 amino acids)
Biological process (GO): regulation of transcription by RNA polymerase II
Molecular function (GO): RNA polymerase II cis-regulatory region sequence-specific DNA binding; DNA-binding transcription factor activity, RNA polymerase II-specific
Source: RefSeq, a predicted model, not a curated record